Rotaria sp. Silwood1 is the source of this 1416-nucleotide messenger RNA. Lineage: Eukaryota; Metazoa; Rotifera; Eurotatoria; Philodinida; Philodinidae. The record is from the annotation of a GenBank genome assembly.
AUGGAUAACAAUCUGCUAACAUCACGUGCUAGUAGUUUCAGUAUUGCUUCAUUGAUUACAUCAGAUGGUUGCGAUGAUGAGAAUAGUUUAUAUCAUUCUCUAACGAAUUCAAUUCCAACAAAUUUUUAUCAUAAUACUAAUAAUUGUUCAAUUGAUCAAAUUACAAACGAUUCUAUUCAACAAGAUUUUCAUCAUUUUCAUUCAGCUAAAUUAACAGAAACAAAUAACGGACAAUAUCAACAACAAAUAGGAAAAAAAAAUAAAAAUCGAUCAACAAAUUACAAACAAAGAAAAAAUCUUCAAAUACAUUUAUCAACAACACAACAUAUGGAAGAUUAUAUUCAACGAGCAACAGAAAAUAUUAAAUCAACAACAAAUAUAAAUAAAUCUGAUCAUGAAAAUAUUUCAAAUGGAACAAAUGAAAUCAAAAAAACACUUCAUCCAAAAUUAGCUAAUAUUAAAAUGGUUCUCGAAUCAAAAUCAUUAUGGGAUGAAUUUGAUAAACUUGGAACUGAAAUGAUUGUUACCCGAUCAGGAAGACGAAUGUUUCCAAUAUUACAAGUAAAAAUCUCUGGUAUGGAUCCAACAGCUACUUAUUUACUGAUGGUUGAUUUUAUACCAUUAGAUGAUAAACGUUAUCGAUAUGCAUUUUAUAGUUCAAGUUGGGUUGUUGCUGGUAAAGCUGAUCCACAUGGUCCAGGUCGUUUUCAUGUUCAUCCUGAUUCACCACAAACAGGUUCAAAUUGGAUGAAAAAUAUUAUUUCAUUUGAUAAACUUAAAUUAACAAAUAAUUUACUUGAUGAAAAUGGACAUAUUAUACUUAAUUCAAUGCAUCGUUAUCAACCUCGAAUUCAUUGUGUUUAUUCACCAUCAAUAAAAACUGAUGAAUUAAUUUUACAACAAACACAAACAUUUCGAACAUUUACAUUUCCUGAAACAACGUUUAUUAGUGUUACAGCAUAUCAAAAUCAUCGAAUAACACAAUUAAAAAUUGCUUCAAAUCCAUUUGCUAAAGGUUUUCGUGAUUGUGAAUCAGAAGAUGGUAUGAUCGAUGUAAUAAAACAAUUGAAUUCUAAUCAACGUUUACUUCGUUCACAACGAAAAUCACCUAAUAUACAAACUAAUACAUUUAAUAGAAUUGUUGAAAAUUCUUCUUGUUUUAUAUCUGAUCCACAAGAUUCAACAGUUAAUUUUAUUUCACCAACAACUUAUUCAUUAGUUAAUCAAGAUUUAGCAAAUUAUGCUGCUGAUGCUUUUGUUUAUUCACAAUUGUCUGAUUUAAGUUAUCGAAGAGAAACAUCAUCAAAUUAUCAUCCAACACGAAUGAGUCCAUAUGCACGACAAACAUUUUAUCCAAUGUAUACACAACGUGAUAUUCAUUCACCAUCAUCAUCAUCAUCAUCAUACAAUAGUUGA